This is a messenger RNA of Ostrinia furnacalis (Asian corn borer), 1642 nucleotides long. Its product is annotated as sugar transporter ERD6-like 14. NCBI's taxonomy places the organism in Eukaryota, Metazoa, Arthropoda, Insecta, Lepidoptera, Crambidae. Gene Ontology annotation, biological process: transmembrane transport. Bases 66 to 1496 code for a protein of 476 amino acids. The transcript has 4 exons. Gene Ontology annotation, molecular function: transmembrane transporter activity. Gene Ontology annotation, cellular component: membrane. The record is from RefSeq and is a predicted model, not a curated record.
CAUUGAUGAACAUUGUGUGGCUGUUUGUUUUUAUUAAUUAAUGCAUUGUGUUAAUUGUUAUAAUAAUGACACAUUGUGCAGUGAAACGACUGAUAAAAAACGCCGGCAUUAAGAAAACUUCGCUUUUUAGACAAGUGUGGCACAUGUCAGCCGUAUUCUUCAGUAUCCUGAGCACGGGGAUGCUGCAAUAUCCCACACCACAAACGUUACGCACAGAAGACAACAACAACACAUCUCUAUUAGGGUACUAUAGUAUAGCCACCGUAGCCGGCACUGUUGCUUCAUCCAUCUUGAUGGACCAAGUGGGCAGAAGACUGACCUUCAUCCUGGGAACAUUGCCGGGGAUCUUCAGCUGCAUCACGAUCGCCUUCCCAGAUGCCUCCAGGGUCAACACCAUAAGAGCCACACUGAGUGGGCUUUUGUCAGGGUACACAGUUAUCUUAGGGACAGUCAUAAUCAGCGAAUACACAUCACCGAAAUACAGAGCAGUGUUCCUGAAUCUCAUAACAGCAUCUAUGAACAUUGGAACCACGGUGGGUCAUAUCCUGCGCCCAAAUUACCAGAUUUUGUGGACUGCUUUAUUCCUGAAAAUAUUAUCCUUUGGGAUCUGUAUGACUUGGCCAGAAAGCCCGUACUGGCUGGCGUUGAAAGAUCAUGAAGAAAAUACGACAGGAGAUCAUAAUUUGAUCUUCAUUGAGGGUAGAAAAGAGCUGAAGACCACUUCAAAGAACGCUUUGAUGAAGAUACGAAACAACUUAACUAUUGGAAUGGUAGUGAACAUAAUAAAGAAGUAUUCCAGCAAAGAAUUCCUAAGACCGAUAACUGUAGUCGUUUUUGGGAUAAUCCUCAUGGAAUCAUCAGGGAAGAAUUGGGCACCAGCAUCAUUGAUAGAAACGACGACAAUGUUAAAAGUAAACUACAAUACACAUCAAAUAAAUUCUAGCAUUAUAAUCUCUGUCAUGUCAAUAGUCGCAUUGUUUUUUGUUCCCAUUUUAGGACAUAGAACUCAAUUGUUGAUUACAGGGUGCCUUUCCGCUGCUACUUUACUGCUAACUAGUGUAUGUGUGUUUUUAAUGAAUAACAAUUAUGUUGGCGUUAAAAACACAUGGUUAAGUUCAUUAUUUAUUUUGCAGUUAAUGUUUUCUAACUCAGGAAGCACAUCGAUCCCUUUAGCAUUGAUAGGGGAGGUUUUCCAUAUGCAUUUUAAAGCAGCUGGGACUUUAUUAUCAGGGGUGUUAAUAUCUGUUUCUUCAUUAUUAGUAAUAAAAUCUACUCCAUAUUUAUUAUCAGUGGUACACUUGGAGGGAGUUUUAAUAAUAUUCGCGACAAUAAUGAUAGUUUCGCUUUUAGUGAUGUACGUAAUUUUACCUGAGACUAAAAAUAAAACGUUGUCAGAGAUAGAAAACUGUUUUAGCAAUUGUUCUAAUGAAAAUCAAAGAUAUGAUCGAGAAUUACAGUUUAUCGUAAAUAGAAAGGCUAAAAUUCCUUUUUUAUAACGUCAACUGAACCUGUGUAACCUAGUUUUUAGUUUUUUUAUAUAAUUUGCAUUAUUAAACAAAUUGAAUGUUGUUACGUAUUAAUUAGUAAGCAAAGUAAAUAAAGCAGUAUUUUUAUGCAUUGUAUAAGUAAAAUAUAAUGUUAC